AUGUUCAAACUCGUCUUGGCGCUGGCUGCGUCUGUCGCGUCUGUCGCGUCAGCAGUCGCGCAGCAAGAACCAUACAUGCCACUCGACGCGCCGCGCGUCAACGUCUCACUCUUCGUCAUGAGCCGGUGCCCUGAUGCCCGUAUCUGUGAGACCGUCUUCGAAGAGGUCCUCAAACAGGACCACAUCCUGUCAAAGAUCGACCUCGCUAUCGACUAUUUGGGCCAUAUCGAUGAGGCCGCACCCUACGGUGUAGAGUGCAUGCACGGCGACCUGGAAUGCGCCGGCAACGCCCACCAACUCUGCGUACGCGCUCACGCUCCCCUCGACAAGUUCUACGCAACCCUCUCGUGCAUGAAUUACGCAAACUUCCCCGGCGUGAUCGGAACGACCGCCUUAACCCGCAAAUGCGCCGACACGGCGGGUAUCGACUGGUGGCGUUCCGGGAUUGGGGCGUGUAUUGAGGGCAAGGAGGCUGAGCGGGCCGGCCGGUUGGCUGAACGUGAGGCGUGGCUUACUGGAACUGAGAUCAAGAUUCCCAAUGUUCUGGCCGAGGAGGAGAUUGAUGAGUGGGCCGACGCCGAUGCUCUGGAUCCACUGGCGGAGGAGGGCCGGAAACGUCUCGUCGACAGCGUCAAGUAUACGAUUAAAGAGGGGGUUACGAAGAGCUGCACGAUCCGGAUUGCCAGCACGCUCAAACAUUCUCCACGGGAGUGUAUUGUCGACGGAGGGGUGUGGAAGGGCUGCGAUGACGGGCACGCCGCAUCCGACUUUGCCCGCGUUAUCAAGCAGGAGUGGGCCAAUCUGCAGAAGUAG
This is a messenger RNA of Cutaneotrichosporon cavernicola, 813 nucleotides long. RefSeq lists its product as uncharacterized. Gene Ontology annotation, molecular function: oxidoreductase activity, acting on a sulfur group of donors, disulfide as acceptor. Lineage: Eukaryota; Fungi; Basidiomycota; Tremellomycetes; Trichosporonales; Trichosporonaceae. The record is from RefSeq and is a predicted model, not a curated record. The transcript is spliced from 3 exons. The coding region runs from base 1 to 813 and encodes 270 amino acids.